UUCCCACCUACAGUUUCAGGAGAACUUCACUCGGUCGUCCAUCCCUGUGUGAAGAAGAGUCGAGUUCUUCCUCCUCGAGUCCAGCAGGAUCGACAGCAGGCCUCCACGUUCAGAAAACUCAGAACAGAGCCGAAAGUUCAUCAGGAUCAGACAAUGAGGAUUGGAGUGGGGCUGUGUGUGCUGGGCCUGCUGUGCCUCCACAGCUCAGUCUUUGGGCAGGAUGUGGACGUCCAGCCGGGUGUCCUGAUCUUCUGUGAUGACCCAAGUGUGGAAAUGGCCAUCAACAGCGCCGUGUCCAAGUUCAAUGAACAGCUAAACAGCGGACACAAGCUGGCCGUCUAUCAGAUACUGUCAGCCAGCAAGUCAGAGAACGGCUCCGACUCGGUGUAUUCACUGCAGUUCACCAGCAGGAGGAGCAACUGCGCAGCGGGAAGUAGCAAACCCUGGACAGAAUGUGACUAUUUGCCAUCUGGACGCAAGGAGCCGAUUUCAUGCAACGCCACAGUCUACAUAACGGAGAUGGACGCUGACACCACACAGGUGGACUGUCUGGUUGAUGAUUACAUCGUUCCAGAGAGAGCUCAGUGUUUGGGCUGCCCGGUGGAGAUUGACGAGAACUCAGAGGACCUCAGGAAUCCUCUUUAUGCUGCCGUCUCCAGAUAUAACGCCAUCUCCGACUCUACUCACCUGUUCACCCUGCACAGUCUCGGCCUCGCCACCAGACAGGUGGUUGCAGGUUUCAGAUUCAAGCUGAGAUUUGAUUUGAGGAAGACCAAGUGCGCCAAGUCUGAACACCAAGAUCUCAAUGAGCUGUGCAUCCCUGAUGAAGAGAAUGUGGAGUUUGCUAACUGUAACUCCACAGUGGACGUAGCACCAUGGAGACACGAGCCCCCACAGGCCCAUGUGGAGUGUGAACCAGGUGCACUGCCUCCCAUGUUAUACACCAGACGCCGUCCUCCUGGCUGGUCUCCACUCAGGAACCUUCUGUACAAUGUUCCCUCAUCCUCCUCAUCCUCCUCAUCCUCCACAUCUUCACCUCCUCCUCCACCUCCACCUCCACCCUCACAAUCCCCCUCCCCAACUCCGACCAAAGAGGAGUCAUCUGAGGAGGACACCACGGCCUCCAAACCGUCUGCUGUGCCUAUCGUGACCGUAGAUGCUGUGAAUGACAACCCCUUCCACUGUCCGUCCAAGCCCUGGAAAGCUUUCAAUCCCACUCCGGCUGCAGCACCUACGAAGGCGUCUAUGGAGGUGGCCUCUCCACAGCCUACAGUGGAAGGAACCUUCAGUGACAAAGACCUGCUGGCAUAAAUCUUCUUUAUAUUAUAAAACAAAUCUCACUUGUCACGCUCUUCCAACAGAUUUUUUGUCUUUUUUUAAUUUUUUUUUUUUUCAGACAAGUUUUCUGUUACACUGAAGGGAUUUUUUUUUUUUUUUUUGAGGGAUCAUUUUCAGGUUUGUUAUCCAAAUUUAAAAUAAUUAAAGCAAAUGGUCAAUGCUAAUAAAAUAACCAGUAACUCCACAGAAAGCAGAGGAAAAAAGGACUGAAAUGACAGACCUCUAUACUUCUAGAGCUCUUACAUUAAUUGCUGGUUCAGUAUAAAACAGCAGCGUCAGUUCGGUAUCAGUUUCCUUUAAGUAAAUCUAGUUCAUGGGUGAUUAAGUUCCCCUAAAAGGGGCCACUGGAAAUCUGUCAUUCUCAAAGGGAAAACUCUGAAAUAAGAAAUAAAACUGUUCUGUUUGCUGGUUUUCUGUGUGAAUAUAAAUGCAGCUCAUCAAUAA
Molecule: messenger RNA, 1782 nt
Organism: Stegastes partitus (bicolor damselfish)
Lineage: Eukaryota; Metazoa; Chordata; Actinopteri; Pomacentridae
Gene: kng1
Product: kininogen 1
Exons: 9
Coding region: 154-1311 (385 amino acids)
Biological process (GO): negative regulation of blood coagulation; positive regulation of cytosolic calcium ion concentration; negative regulation of endopeptidase activity
Cellular component (GO): extracellular region; blood microparticle
Molecular function (GO): cysteine-type endopeptidase inhibitor activity
Source: RefSeq, a predicted model, not a curated record